UUCACUUCUUAGUGCUAGCUUCGCAUAAAUUGUUUCACCUUGGUGCUGAUUUAUAGAUACUGAAAGACUUCAGAACUGCGUCAUGCUAUCAGAGCAGCCAAAGGUACUACUGCGCUAUUAAGGAGAGAUGUCGCUGAACGAGUACCCUUUCCCGGUCAAGGAGAGAGACCCUAGAAAGGGCAGGUACGAUCUGCCCAAGUACGUGCGGAAUUCUUAUGGAGACUACGUCAUGGAGAUGCUGCGCACCGAGGAGCUGCCGGAGCCUCCGCCGGCAGACACCACCGGUACGCGCAUCCGCCUCAUCCUGACCCUGAUGAUGGCCGUGCUGCUGUGCGCGGCCACGGGCCUCGGCGUAGUCGCCGUCGUCAGAAAUUCUGGAAGGCUCUUCGAGCGGACGACCCGCGACGCAGAGGCCGUCGAAAACUGGUUUCACGUCGGUGUGCCGUUCACCUUCGCGAACGACAGCGGGUUGGCCACUAGCGAUGACGUCGCCGCGAAUGACACGACCAGCGACACUUCUCCAGCGCUGACGGGGACUGAGCACAUGACGUCGUUAUAGCACGUGCAGACAGCCAUGCCGCUCGCGGCUCUCUCGAACCAGGAAGACUUAUUCCACAACGCUUUCUUCUCUAACGUUCAAGCGCCCCUAGUUGCGGGCAAAGUCGAUUGGUUGAUUCACAUCGAUUGCGGUUGUUGUGCUUUGUACGAUUUCGUCGUUUAUUUAAAUACACUGUUAUUUUGAAUGAACGUAUUAACAAGAAAUCUCGCACUCCGU
Messenger RNA from Dermacentor albipictus, 775 nucleotides. RefSeq lists its product as uncharacterized. NCBI's taxonomy places the organism in Eukaryota, Metazoa, Arthropoda, Arachnida, Ixodida, Ixodidae. The record is from RefSeq and is a predicted model, not a curated record.